AUGAAGUGCAUCGCCAUGAAUGAAGAAAGAUAUGCCAGGAGCAUUGAAUUACCUGGCUGUCCUGUUUUUCGUAACCUCAAAAAUGCUAAGAGGUUUGCAAUUGAUAUCGGUGGAUCAUUGACCAAGAUAGCAUACUAUUCCACAAUCAGUCACCGGAAGAUAUCCUACGGGAAGAGGGGAGGAGUGGGAGAUACAACCUUAAGCCACAGUGAUGAUGCUAUGUCUAGUGAUGAAGAAACUCAGUGGGAAGUCUAUGAAGGAGGAAGACUCCAUUUUGUCAAGUUUGAGACAAAAUAUAUUGAGAUGUGCCUGGAUUUCAUUCAACGCCACCUGGUGGGGAGUCGAGAGACUAUGACAGGGAAGAAGAUCAAGGUCACUGGUGGAGGUUCCUUCAAAUACUCCCAAGUUAUCCAUGAGAAACUUGGACUUUUGGUGGAGAAGGAAGAUGAGAUGGAGAGCCUGAUUCGAGGCUGUAACUUCCUAUUGAAGAACAUUCCUGAUGAGGUGUUCACAUAUCAUCGGCAUGCAAAUCCUGAGUAUUGCUUCCAGUUGUCCAGUCCUGAUGUCUUCCCUUAUCUUCUUGUGAACAUUGGAUCAGGUGUCUCCAUCAUGAAGACUUUGGAGAAGUCUGACUUACUCAAGUCUGACUUUGAAGGGAUAGUAGUGCAACUGGCCCCUGGUUUGGAUCUUCCUGAAGAUGCAUUAUUUGGCACCAUCACAGGUGACAACAUGUGGAAUCUGAAGAGAAGUAUGAGAGAAUUGGAGGAACAGCUACAGGUGGAGGAACAUUUUGGGGACUUGGAUCCUUGCUUACCUCUGCCAAGAUUCCUUGUUGCAACAAGGGAGGAUGAUGAGUGGGAUGUGCAACACCUUAAAGAGCUGUCAUUACAUGAUUACGCAUCACCACCCCUGUGCAAUCCACCCCUGUGGAUCAGUACAUUAGAUUCGGACACCUCCAGGAUCAGUUUGCUUCUGCAACCUCUACAGCAUCAGCAGUGCCUAGAGGAUGGAAAGUGUCAGCUCAAACCAUCUGGAAAACACUUACAGGCAGCAGAUCACGACAACCACUUUGUGCAUUUGUACUACAAGACCAGAACAGGCAACUUUGUUUGCAGUGGUGUCAGGCAUAGGCACCACCCACUGGCCAAGGUGCUAACUCAAUCAAGUCAAAAUUCUACUAAAAUAUAA
Darwinula stevensoni is the source of this 1188-nucleotide messenger RNA. The record is from the annotation of a GenBank genome assembly. NCBI's taxonomy places the organism in Eukaryota, Metazoa, Arthropoda, Ostracoda, Podocopida, Darwinulidae.